Molecule: messenger RNA, 1269 nt
Organism: Macadamia integrifolia
Lineage: Eukaryota; Viridiplantae; Streptophyta; Magnoliopsida; Proteales; Proteaceae
Exons: 6
Coding region: 398-1078 (226 amino acids)
Source: RefSeq, a predicted model, not a curated record
UCCAUUAACGAAGCUACGAGUGGGAACUUUCAUCUUCUUGCUCGCUUUUCUCUGGACAUUGGCAUGGUUUGUUGCAGAGCCUAAGCUUAAUUACUAAAAUGUCUUUAAAUGCCUUCUCUGUUCAUGAAAAUGGUGGGUGAGUCGAUCAGUAUUGUCAUUUCUUCCCUUGUUUUUGACCCGCUCUCUAAUUAGUUCCCACUCAGAGAGAGAGAGAGAGAGAGAGAGAAAGGGAGAACCCGAGAGGGAUAUGGGUAAGAGAACCAAAUCUGACGAUAUGAAGAAAGAUCAGAUCUAAUAGUGUAAGCUUACAGGGACUGUGCAGCAUUCCAGCUAAACCCAGUCUUGCAAGCUUGAAAGCUCAGCUGCUUCGCGAAAAAGAGCCAAGUCAAGCACCGAGAUGGCAACAGAAGUAACUGAGACAGGUUCAAGAAAGAAAAAGUCCGCAAACUCAAUCACUGUCUUAAGGUGGUCUCAACGCAUUCAGAACGCGGUUUUGACUACCCAAGACAAGGAUAUUGAGCCUGUGAUUGAAACCAUAGAUUUACGAGGAAGUGACGAAGAGGGUCACCAAGAUAAAGAACAACACCACUGUUAUGAGGAGAAAAAGAUGCACGAGGAAAACUUGGGUAUUCGAAACUUGGAAGGAAAAAUUGAUUAUCUGACUCUACUUUUAGAAGCUCAAGAAAAAAUUCAUGAAACAAAGUCCAUGGGAGCCCAGAAUCUAUGUUUUGCUGACAUCAAAUCACAAAUGAAAAAGGACAAGUACAAGUUGAUGUACAUAGACUCCCAGAAAAAGAUUGAGAGCAUGCAAGAGGAGAAUCGUCAACUAGCUGUGAAGUUGGAAAAUGCUCUUGGCAAGAUUGAAGCAUAUGAAAAAGGACAGUCUAUUUUCUCUGAAACGAUUGAGAGGCUAAAGGAUGCAAUGUUAGUAUCUACUCUUACAAAAACAACUGAAAUGAUGUUCGGACGUUCGUCUCCUCGGGCAAACAAUGGUGAUUGUGCUGCUCCAACUGUUGCUGAAGCCAAAGCGCCGGUAGCUAAAAAGAGGAAGAAUGCAAAAUCUAGGGGAAGGAACUGACUCUCACCAAUCCCAUGCAACUGGCUAUCCACUUUCAUGUUGUCGAAAAGUUGUUCUUAAUUUGUAUUUGGCAUGAACUACUUUAGUGUGUUUGUACAGUUCUGCUAUCAUAGACUCCUAACAAGCAGAACUUCCAGUCACAAUCUUUAUAUUUUCGUUUACACAUCAGUUUAGAUGCCAAUGUUCCAGUA